Messenger RNA from Baudoinia panamericana UAMH 10762, 1446 nucleotides. RefSeq lists its product as uncharacterized. NCBI's taxonomy places the organism in Eukaryota, Fungi, Ascomycota, Dothideomycetes, Mycosphaerellales, Teratosphaeriaceae. The record is from RefSeq and is a predicted model, not a curated record. Gene Ontology annotation, molecular function: NAD binding; oxidoreductase activity, acting on the CH-OH group of donors, NAD or NADP as acceptor. The transcript has a single exon. The coding region runs from base 1 to 1446 and encodes 481 amino acids.
AUGCCUUCUGCCGCCCGCGACAUUCCCAUCGUCAAUGGCCACAGCAACGGUCGCGAUGAGGCUUCGCUUGCACGAACCGUCUCGAACUCGUUUGGCACACUCGACCUGUCUACCAGCCCUUCAGCUACCUUCCACACACAGCACAGUGGUAGCUAUGGCUCCGCACAGAAACCUUCUACCAAACAGCUCAAGCCCUUCGCGACGCAAGAUGUCAAGGUGCUCUUACUAGAAAAUGUCAACAAGACCGGCCAGGACAUCCUCCGCAAACAAGGCUACCAAGUGGAAGCGCUUAAAACCUCCCUCCCCGAAGACCAACUCAUCGACAAAAUCCGCGACGUGCACGUCAUCGGCAUCCGCUCUAAGACCCAACUCUCCGCCAACGUCCUCAAGCACGCCAAGAACCUCAUCGUAAUCGGCUGCUUCUGCAUCGGCACCAACCAAGUUGACCUGCAGUAUGCCGCGCAAAAUGGCAUCUGCGUCUUCAACUCGCCUUUCAGCAACUCGCGUUCCGUCGCCGAGCUCAUGAUCGGCGAGAUCAUCACCCUCGCCCGCCAGCUCGGCGACCGCAGCAACGAGAUGCACCAGGGCGUGUGGAAUAAAGUCUCCGCCGGCUGCUGGGAGGUGCGUGGCAAGACGCUCGGGAUAGUCGGGUACGGACACGUGGGCAGCCAGCUUUCCGUGCUGGCGGAAGCGAUGGGGAUGAAGGUCAUCUACUACGACGUUGUGAACCUGAUGGGUUUGGGCACGGCCACGCAAGUCCACACACUUGAGCAACUACUCCAACAGGCCGAUUUCGUCACCCUGCACGUCCCGGAGCUACCGGAGACGAUCAACUUGAUAUCCGCGAAAGAGAUCGAGCAAAUGAAGCGCGGCGCCUACCUCCUCAACGCCUCCCGUGGCAGCGUCGUCGACAUCCCCGCCUUAGUAUCUGCGCUGCAAUCCGGCAAACUCGCCGGCGCAGCGCUAGACGUCUACCCUAACGAACCGGGCUCCAACGGGCCCACCUUCACCUCCUCCAAACUCGGCUCCUGGGCCGACGACUUGCGGGGCGUCAACAACGUCCUACUUACCCCCCACAUCGGCGGAUCGACCGAGGAAGCGCAAUCUGCCAUCGGCGUUGAAGUGGCCGAAUCACUGGUCAACUACGUCAAUCUCGGCACGACCUCCGCCGCCGUAAACAUGCCGGAGGUGACUUUACGCAGUUUGACGAUGGACGAACCGAAUCAUGUGCGGGUCAUUUAUAUCCACCGGAAUGUGCCGGGCGUGUUGCGGAAGGUCAAUGAGAUUUUGGGGGAUCAUAAUGUGGAUAAGCAGAUGACGGAUAGUCGUGGGGAGGUGGCGUAUCUGAUGGCGGAUAUUUCGAAUGUGAAUGUGAGCGAGAUUAAGGAUUUGUAUCAGCAUUUGGAAGACCUCGGAAGCAGGAUUCGGACGCGAGUCUUAUACUAG